This is a messenger RNA of Trichosporon asahii var. asahii CBS 2479, 1512 nucleotides long. Its product is annotated as Cytochrome P450. Gene Ontology annotation, molecular function: heme binding; iron ion binding; oxidoreductase activity, acting on paired donors, with incorporation or reduction of molecular oxygen. The transcript has a single exon. NCBI's taxonomy places the organism in Eukaryota, Fungi, Basidiomycota, Tremellomycetes, Trichosporonales, Trichosporonaceae. The record is from RefSeq and is a predicted model, not a curated record. The coding region runs from base 1 to 1512 and encodes 503 amino acids.
AUGAGUGUCGCGUACGCCGUCGCAGGCGUGUUCGUCGCCUGGCUGCUCUACAUCUUCUUCCCGGCCGUCAAGUCGCGCCAGUGGUUUGCCCACCAGCUCAAUGGUCCCCCCUCACCGUCGUUUUUAACCGGCCGCUUCUUCAUCGACUUUUGGCAGAAGGACCACGCGCCGCACAUGGGCCAUGUCCAGCGCUACGGCAAGAUCUUCAAGUAUCCGUUUGCACUCGGCAUCCCAAUGAUCUUUAUUGCCGAUCCCUACAUUGUCUCCGAUGUCUACUCGCACCCGGACACGUACAAGAAGACCAAGGGCAUGAUCACGAUGCUGGACAAUCUGUUUGGACGGGGGCUGCUCUCGGCCGACGACGACUUUCACAAGCAGCUCCGACGCAUCAUCGCCCCCGCAUUCACUCCUUCCGUCAUCCGCAGCCUCUUCUCCGAGUUUUUGGAAGAGGCGUAUAGGCUGCAGGGACGCUUGCAGGACAAGGUCAAGGAGAACACCGAGGUUGACAUGCUCAACGAGCUGUCACGCACAACUCUCGACAUUUUUGGCACCACGGGCCUCGGGCAAGACCAGCUGGGCGACCCUUUGAACCGUCUAGGCCAGGCGUACACCUCUUUGAUCGGAGCUCUCACGGCCGACAUGGGCAAGUUUGGCAUGCUGCAGGUCAUCAUCACCCAGCUGCAAAUCAUACCGUCCGCCAUGAUGCGCAUGAUCAAAACGUCAAGGGCGAUCAUAGAGUCAAAGGGCAAGCAGAUGAUCGCACAGGCCGGGCAGAAGCGGGACAAGGACUUGCUGUCUCUGCUUGUCAAGUCGAAUUCGAACGAGUCGGCGUCCAAGCAGCUCUCCGAGCAGCAGAUCAUUGAACAAAUCACGACGAUUCUGUUUGCCGGCCACGAGACGGUGUCGACGUCGCUCAGCUGGACCCUGUACCAUCUCGCAGACAAUCCGUCACUGCAGACCCGCCUCCACGACGAGCUUUCAGAGCUGCCUGAAGAGCCGACCUUUGAGCAACUUGAUGCUUGCCCUCUGCUGGGCAAAGUAGUGCGAGAGAUUCUUCGCGUCUACCCUCCCGUUCCCUCCACACAGCGCGAGCUCGCGGUCGACCUGGAGAUUCCCCUGUCAGAGCCCGUGACGCUCAAGGACGGACGCGUCAUCACCUCGCUGCCGCUGAAGAAGGGCGAGGUGCUCAACCUCUCCGUCAUUUGCGCCAAUCGCGACAAGGACGUUUGGGGGUCUGACGCCGAAGAGUUCAACCCGGACCGCUUCGACCGCCCCAACACGCCUGCCAAGCAGAUCCCGUCCGCGUGGGGCAAUGUCCUCAGCUUCUCGCACGGGUCGCGCAACUGCAUCGGGUUCCGGUUUGCGCUCGCCGAGAUGAAGGCGCUGCUGUUUGUGAUCAUGCGCAACUGGCGAGUCGAGCGCGUCUGCCCUGUCGAGCACCGCAAUGGCAUCACCAGCCGUCCGUACGUUGACAAUAAGCCCAGCUGCCCGCUGCGCCUGCAUGCUUUGUAA